This is a messenger RNA of Ostreococcus lucimarinus CCE9901, 723 nucleotides long. RefSeq lists its product with no specific name. The transcript has 2 exons. Gene Ontology annotation, cellular component: perinuclear region of cytoplasm; cytosol; nucleus. The annotation marks the transcript as partial. The record is from RefSeq and is a predicted model, not a curated record. NCBI's taxonomy places the organism in Eukaryota, Viridiplantae, Chlorophyta, Mamiellophyceae, Mamiellales, Bathycoccaceae. Gene Ontology annotation, molecular function: GTPase activator activity; small GTPase binding. Gene Ontology annotation, biological process: nucleocytoplasmic transport; activation of GTPase activity.
AUCAGCGCGCUGACGGACGCGCGGUCGUUGAAGAAGUUGGAUUUAUCUGCGUGCGGCUUGAGCGCGAGCGCCGGUGAACGCAUCGCCGCCGUGCUGGACGAAAACGGUUGUCCGCUGGAGAGAUUAGAUCUCAGAGGAAAUGCUAUCGGAGCCGAGGGGACGUUGGCGCUCGCGAGCGCGCUGCGUAAGACGAAGACGCUCAAAUCGUUGAAUUUGGCGCAAAAUUUAAUCGGUGGCGACGGCCUUCGCGCUUUGGCGUCUGCACUCGCGGGCGAGACGAGCAUGGAAGAACUCGAUAUUCAACACAACGGAUGCGGCGACGAAGGGUGCAUGGCGCUCGCAACGCACGGUUUCGGUAGCAGGUUGGAGACUUUAUUACUCGACUUGGACUUGUCAAACAACUCGGUGCGCGACGGCGCAAAAUGGCUCGCGAAGUCGCUCAAGUCCGGCGCGUCGAACUUGAAGCAACUCAAUCUUCAAGCGAACGAAAUGACGGACGACGACGCGUGGUACAUCGCCGACGCACUGGGGGAAAACAAGACUCUGAAGACGCUCAAUCUGGGAUCGAACGCGUUUGGCGAUUCCGCCGCGUCCGACAUAGCCAGCGAUCUUCGCGAAAACAUCGCGCUCGAGACGUUAGAUUUGACGCGCAACGGCAUCGGACGCGAGGGCGCGUGCGAACUCAUGGACGCCAUGGAUGAAAACACCACGCUCAGGAGACUC